AUGGCAUCUCUGAGCCAGCUGAGUGGCCACAUCAACUCCUCCUGCUGGGCAGAGAACUCCACAGGUGACAGCAGGACCCACCCGCACUCCUACUAUGCCCUGUCCUACUGCGUGCUCAUCCUGGCCAUCGUCUUCGGCAAUGGCCUGGUGUGUGUGGCCGUGCUGAGGGAACGGGCCCUGCAGACCACCACCAACUACUUGGUAGUGAGCCUGGCCGUGGCAGACCUAUUGGUGGCCACCCUGGUGAUGCCCUGGGUGGUGUACCUGGAGGUGACAGGCGGCGUCUGGAAUUUCAGCCGCGUCUGCUGCGAUGUUUUCGUCACCCUGGAUGUCAUGAUGUGUACAGCCAGCAUCCUGAACCUCUGUGCCAUCAGCAUCGACAGGUACACUGCAGUGGUCAUGCCGGUUCACUACCAACAUGGCACUGGACAGAGCUCCUGUCGGCGUGUGGCCCUCAUGAUUACAGCCGUCUGGGUACUGUCCUUUGCUGUGUCUUGCCCUCUCCUCUUUGGCUUCAACACCACAGGGGACCCCAGCGUCUGCUCCAUCUCCAACCCUGAUUUUGUCAUCUACUCUUCAGUAGUGUCCUUCUACCUGCCCUUUGGAGUGACUGUCCUCGUCUAUGCCAGGAUCUAUGUGGUAUUGAGACAGAGGAGACGGAAACGGAUCCUCACUCGACAGAACAGCCAGUGCAUCAGUGUCAGACCCGGCUUCCCUCAACAAUCUUCCUGUCUAAGGCUGCACCCCAUUCGGCAGUUUUCAUUAAGGGCCAGAUUUCCAUCAGAUGCCACAGGGAAAAUGGAACAUUCAGAAAAUAAACAAUAUCCCCAGAAAUGUCAGGACCCUCUCUUGUCGCACCUGCAGCCCCUGUCCCCUGGCCGGGCACACAUGGAGCUGAAGCGCUACUAUAGCAUCUGCCAAGAUACUGCCUUGGGGAGACCAGGCUUUCAAGAAGGAGGAGGAGAGCUGAAAAAGGAGGGGAGGACUCGGAACUCCCUCAGCCCCACCAUGGCCCCCAAGCUCAGCUUAGAGGUUCGAAAACUCAGUAACGGCAGGUUAUCGACAUCCCUGAAGCUGGGGCCACUGCAACCUAGGGGAGUGCCCCUUCGGGAGAAGAAGGCAACCCAGAUGCUGGUCAUUGUGCUUGGGACCUUCAUUGUCUGCUGGCUGCCAUUCUUCUUGACCCACGUUCUCAAUACCCACUGCGAAGCAUGCCACGUGUCCCCAAGGCUUUACAGUGCCACAACAUGGCUGGGGUACAUGAAUAGCGCCCUCAACCCUGUGAUCUAUACCACCUUCAAUGUCGAGUUCCGCAAAGCCUUCCUCAAGAUCCUGUCUUGCUGA
Equus quagga is the source of this 1344-nucleotide messenger RNA. It is a transcript of the gene DRD3, whose product is annotated as dopamine receptor D3. The record is from RefSeq and is a predicted model, not a curated record. Gene Ontology annotation, molecular function: G protein-coupled receptor activity; dopamine neurotransmitter receptor activity, coupled via Gi/Go. Gene Ontology annotation, biological process: adenylate cyclase-inhibiting dopamine receptor signaling pathway; adenylate cyclase-activating adrenergic receptor signaling pathway. Gene Ontology annotation, cellular component: plasma membrane. NCBI's taxonomy places the organism in Eukaryota, Metazoa, Chordata, Mammalia, Perissodactyla, Equidae.